AUGGCAGCCAUCAACGAUGAUCCGGCCGUUGUCGCGGUGGAUGGUGUUGAGACUGAAAAGAACAUCUCGCCUGUCUCUUCCGAUGAUGAGUGGCCUGAUAAGCCCACAGAAGAGGAGCUUCAAACUCUGCGGCGAGUCUCAGGCAAAAUCCCAUGGACCAUGUGGACCAUCGCCUUUGUCGAGCUCUGCGAGCGGUUCUCCUACUAUGGCUCUGCUGUCCUCUACACCAACUUCGUGAAUCAUCCUCUGCCGCCAGGGUCUACCACCGGUGCAGCUCCUGAUGGCCUACCUGGGGCUCUAGGUAUGGGUCCGAAGGCCGCACAGGGUAUCAGUCUGUUCAACCAGUUCUUUGCCUACCUGACACCACUUCUCGGUGCAUGGAUUGCCGAUGCAAGGAUGGGUCGGUUCUGGACCCUCCAUCUUGCUAUUGGUAUUUCCACCGCAGCCCACGUUGUGCUCGUUGCUGCUGCCUCUCCCACGGUAAUCGUCAAAAACGAUGCAGCGUUCGGGGCGUUCAUCAUUGGCCUCAUGACACUCUGCGUCGGGACCGGGUUCUUCAAAGCGAAUGUCUCCCCUUUGCUGGCGGAGCAGAAUGAAGAUGAUCGCAUGCGUGUGGAGGAGCGCGACGGCGAGCGCAUCAUUGUCGACCCAGCCAUCACCAACAGUCGGCUGUUCCUGUGGUUUUACUUCUUCAUCAACGUUGGGUCUCUCAGCGGGCAGAUCAGCAUGGUUUAUGUCGAGAAAUUCCGCGGCUUCUGGCUUGCAUUCUUGAUUCCCACCAUCAUGUUCCUCAUUGCCCCUCUUGUCCUCUGGUCUCAGAAGAAGAAUUACAAGCUGACUCCUCCGACCGAGUCCCUCCUAUCGAAACUGAUUCGCAUGUACUGGUACGCCAGGAAGCGGUCCAGUGGCUUCUUCAAGGUGGACUGGGAAACGGCCAAACCGUCAACGACUCCUAUUUCAGAACGACCGGGCUGGAUGACAUAUGAUGAUGCCUGGGUUGAUGAAGUCCGCCGUGGCUUGAUGGCAUGCAGAGUCUUCCUGUUCCUGCCUGUGUUCUUCCUCGCCUACAACCAAAUGACCGGAAAUCUCACCAUCCAGGCCGGUACUAUGGAGCUGCACGGCGUUCCGAACGACGUUAUCCAGAACUUGAACCCUAUCUCGAUUGUCAUAAUGGUACCCCUGAUUGAUAAUGUUCUUUAUCCCGCUCUGCGCAAGGUCGGGAUUGCAUUUACACCUAUCAAGCGCAUGACGGCCGGCUUCUUCAUGGCAACGCUGGCCAUGGUUGCCUCCGCUGUGAUGCAGUACUAUAUCUACAAAAUGAGCCCUUGUGGCUGGUACUCCAAUCGCACCGUGGACGGCGAGCCUUGUGACCCAGCCCCUAUCAAUGUCUGGGCCCAAUGUCUGCCUUACAUCCUCAUCGGUCUAGCGGAGAUCCUGACCAACGUGACCUCGUACGAGUAUGCCUUCUCCAAGGCUCCUGAGAACAUGAAGUCCCUUGUCAUGGCGGUCAAUCUAUUCAUGAGUGCCAUUUCCGCGGCAAUCGGCCAAGCCUUCACGCCUCUUUCAGAUGAUCCCCUGUUGGUGUGGAACUAUACCGCCAUUGCGUGUAUUGCCUUUGUUGGCGGUAUCGCCUUCUGGUUCUGUUUCAACCAUCUUGAUACCGAGGAGGACAAGUGGAACAUGCUUGCGAAGACACACUACGUGGGACGCAACCAGCCUACACUGACCGCAGCUGCAAAGGAGGAGUGCUAG
This is a messenger RNA of Aspergillus versicolor CBS 583.65, 1752 nucleotides long. RefSeq lists its product as uncharacterized. The transcript has 2 exons. NCBI's taxonomy places the organism in Eukaryota, Fungi, Ascomycota, Eurotiomycetes, Eurotiales, Aspergillaceae. Gene Ontology annotation, biological process: oligopeptide transport; transmembrane transport. Gene Ontology annotation, molecular function: dipeptide transmembrane transporter activity. Gene Ontology annotation, cellular component: membrane. The record is from RefSeq and is a predicted model, not a curated record. The coding region runs from base 1 to 1752 and encodes 583 amino acids.